UGUAACGUUGGUCCCUUCUCUCUCCCCUUUUCCCCUGUCACUCUCACUCAGCGCUAAGUGAGAAACACCAUCUUCUUGCCAGACCCUCCGCAUCACAAACGGGCUGUUUUAGGCUGCGGAAAGGAGGCAUUUUGCUAUAACAUUUAAGAUUUAUCAGGAGGAGGAUAAAAAGAAAAAUAAAGUGAGUUAUUUUGCUGAAGUGAAGAGCCACAGAAGGAAUUUGGUCUAAUUUGCUGAGGUUUACCUGCAUGAAAAUGGACAUCUUUAUGGAUAAGGAUUUUGGUAUGCCUGGUAACGCUACUCAUGCAACAGGAGGGCCAGAAGGCAACAAAGGACAAGGACUCAAUCACAGUGACCCACUGGACAUGUUUGUUGGGAUGGAGCUUCUUCAACGAUUCAAACCUCUAUUUUUGCCCCUCUACUGCCUUGUUGUGGUUGUUGCAGGUGUUGGAAAUUCAUUCUUACUGGCUUGCAUUUUGGCAGACAAGAAACUCCAUAAUGCCACCAACUUCUUUAUUGGUAAUUUGGCGGCCGGCGACCUACUGAUGUGUUUAAGUUGUGUCCCACUGACUGUGUCUUAUGCCUUCGACAGCCAUGGUUGGGUUUUUGGACAACCGCUCUGCCACUUGGUUCCCUUGCUGCAGUGUGCCACAGUGUUUGCCUCAGUGCUUUCACUCACUGCCAUUGCUGUUGAUCGCUACGUUGUUGUAGCUCACCCAGUACGGAAAAGAAUUUCUGUUUGGGGCUGUGGGGCAGUGACUCUGGGUGUCUGGCUUUUGUCUCUGGUCCUGGCUGCACCUCCGUCUCUCUACACACGCUACCUGGACCUUCGUCCCAGUGGGAUAGACUUGGUGGUGUGUGAGGAAUUCUGGCCAGAUAGUGGCAAUCUACGGCUGUUAUACUCCUGCUUCAUUCUUAUAACCUCCUACAUGAUCCCACUGCUGUCCGUCAGCAUCUCCUACUGUGCCAUCACUGUUAGCCUAAAACGCUAUUCAGUUCCUGGGGAGCCAUCCAGCAGUCAACAACGUUGGAGCCAAAGAAGAAAAAAGACCUUUUCUCUACUGGUGGCCUCAGUACUAGCAUUUGCCCUGUGCUGGCUGCCUCUCCAGGUGCUGAAUCUUUUGUUGGACCUGGACCCGGAGUUCCUUAUCAUUGGAAAACGCUACAUAAAUGUCCUACAAGUUUGCUGUCAUUUAGUAGCAAUGAGUUCUGCAUGUUACAAUCCCUUCAUCUAUGCCUCACUGCACAGCAAGGUACGCAUGCAUCUGAAAGGCUACCUCUGUCCUUGCCGUAGUCGUCAGGGGGAAAUGGUUGAUAGAGCACCAUCCAGGAGCUGAGUGUUUGAUGCAACUUCAGUGACAGCUUCUACCAUGCAGAGCCCAUUUUACCCACAUGAUUCAUCUUAACAUUCAAACAGAUGUUCAGAUAAUACAGCACACUUUCAAUGUUCAUUUAAACCCUUUUCUCUCAUGGCUGUUCAGCUUUUAUUUACUUCAAGGCCUUUAGUAUUAUUUCAUAUCUCACCAGAGUUAACACAAACUGGUAAAGUUUUAUAUCAGCCUGUGUGAUGUUUAGCUUGACCAUCAAGUGGAAAACAGCCUAAACGUUUGGAUAUUUGCUUUUUUCUUGAACAUCUAAGCUGCUGGCUUUGACAUGAAGCAGACUCAAGCUUUAUAAAGCCACGCAGAGGCAUAAACCAGCCUUGAGACUGAGAAAAGCCAGGCCAAAGGCACAUGUUGAAGACUGAAGGUGGUUACACUGGUUAAAAGACUUGAUUGUACCUGCAGUAAACAUUUCAGAGUUGGCCGGACAAUGAAUUCCUCACACCAGAUAUGGAAUACAAGCCAAGAAGAAGAAGUUCAAAUGAAUGUUUGUUUAAUUUUAUACAUGGCAAAUGUCUAUUUUUCCAUUUUUUUUCUGCCUUGCUUGCCUUAAAAAAACUAUAAUUAUUAUUUAGUGAUGAAAUGCACAUUCAUUUGCAAUUGUUUUCAUGCUCAUCAUUUUAUUUCUCAGUGGCAUCUGUAUAGUUUAGAAAUGUUUGUAAAUAGUAUGUGUUUUGAGUAUAGAAGGGAAUAUGUAAAAGAAAAUACGUAUGGCUCAUUCCAGUGCCAGUAUUAACAUAAUCUUAAAUUCAUAAAGAUGUUACCUGACAAACGGUUAGUAAUUUGGAUGUGUCUGAAAAACAAAAUGUACUUAAUACUUGGCUUAAUAUUCAGAUCAUGAUCAGAACAGUCACUCAUAAGCAUCUCUGUUGUGACACCACUCUUAUUGAGCUUUUGUGAAGUAUGAUUAAUGAAUUCAAAGUAUCUACGUCAAAUCAAAUUCAAACCAGGGAACAAGUUAAUAUGACCACCUGCAUUUGGCACCGACUUUAUUUUUGUAUUUUUUAUUGAUUUUGCUUUGACUGAUAAUUUGUCUUUUCACUGGACAGUUACAGUUUACACUCAUACUGAUUGAAAAAUAAAAGUAUCAACAAGUGUUUAACAAAAUAUUUAAAGAAUAGCAUGUGUGAUUGUCCAACAGUAAUCCCAAAAAAUAUCAUCUGUUUAGUGAAGCUGCUGGUAGAAGCAGAAAUAUCCAGCAUAGCAUUAGAGCAUUACCAGCUCCCCUGGCCAAUGGUUCUGAAGCCAGCUCUUACAUUUUAACAAUCAAAUUACUUUUCUGCUUGUUGCCUGGCAGCUGGGUAGUCCUCUUCUUUAUUUUUAGGUGUAUAUUCUUUGGUGAAAUUCCCAACAAGCUCCCCUAGUGAUUUUGAUUUGGUUCUGAUGCUUUUGGGGACUUAUGAUUUAGAUUUAUUUAAAACAUAUGUUAAUUAUAGUUAAAAUUGUCACCUAAUUUUCCCCAUGCCUAUUCCUUUGUAACCUGAGGCGACAGAUGUUUGUUUCAUAUUAUUAGACAGCGUUUAGAUGAAUGCAGAAAGGAGAAAAACAUCAGACAGUUGGCAUUAUGGAGAAAAAAAAUGAAAAUAAAAUGUAAAUUUUUCAUUGCGGAAAUGCAUGUGUCAUUCUUUACUGAUUUCUUAAAGAUGAUCCUUUCCAGGUUUGAAUUAAGGUAAUAAUUAACUGUUGUUAACCUUUUAGGGUCUACCAUAUCUCUUCUGUAAUCAUGUGAACCCCUCCAUUGUAACAUUCAAUCAAAGCACACCCUUAUCAAGUAAUUAACUAUUCAAAAUAAAUAACAGCUCCGUU
This is a messenger RNA of Fundulus heteroclitus (mummichog), 3188 nucleotides long. Its product is annotated as 7 transmembrane receptor domain-containing protein. Gene Ontology annotation, biological process: G protein-coupled receptor signaling pathway. Lineage: Eukaryota; Metazoa; Chordata; Actinopteri; Cyprinodontiformes; Fundulidae. Gene Ontology annotation, cellular component: neuron projection; plasma membrane. Bases 249 to 1337 code for a protein of 362 amino acids. The record is from RefSeq and is a predicted model, not a curated record. Gene Ontology annotation, molecular function: neuropeptide binding; neuropeptide Y receptor activity. The transcript is spliced from 4 exons.